AUGUCUAUCACAGCAAACUCUCAAGAUCCGACUCUGUUUUUGGAGGGCCAAUCUGGUUGGUGGCCUUCAGACCGUACUGCCAGAGCUCGACUAAAGGCAUUCUUUUCUCGUUCCAAGUCAGAGAACAAAAUACCUAAGCGUCGUGACCACGACCACGCAGACACGCACCCUAUUCUGCCUUCGGCUGAGUGGUCAUCGAGUACCAAAACCUCCACAGCACGAAGUCGUAGCACCACGUGGUCAACUCGAAAUCUGCUGUCUACUCAACGCGGUGUAGAGCAGACUCGAUCGCGAAACCUCAAUUCAUUGGAUCCUCCGCCCUUGAUACAAGCUUACUCACAGGCCAAACUACAGGAAGUCUUGGAUGUCCCCUCCAGCCUGACUAAUCUUCUGACACGCAGUACACGUCGUCGAAGAAACAGCAUCUCUGGUGAAUCUCCAUCGAGACCUAGCCUUGAGAACAAUGUUUCAUUGAUCCUCGAGGCAAAGGACUCGGUGGGUAAGCAUAAACGGAACUGGUCUGGUAGCAGCUCCCUCACAAAGAAGCUGUUCAUCCUAGCUACGUCGGGCCACGUACUGCAGUACGGCGCAGAUGGCCUCAAUAACCGGCUUCCUGAACAGAUCUUGGAGCUGGGACCACAGUCAGUAGCCUUUGCAAGUGACGCCCUCCCAGGCAAGCACUGGGUACUCCAAAUCUCCCAGGAUCAUGCAGGCGGGAGAGCAACCUCCCACGCAUCGAAGAACUCUUGGACAAAACUAUCAUUUCGACAUUCUGAGCAUAAGCGACUUGUGCAAGAUUUUCUGUUGAUCUUCGACGACGCUCUUACUCUUGGCAUCUGGCUGACUGCCAUUCGGAGAGAGAUUGAGCUACUUGGAGGACUCGAAUAUCGCCCUGAUUCGAGGGAGGAUGAAUUUAAGCCUAUCUCUCGUCCUGUCUUGAAAGCUCAAAAGAGUCUUCCAAAUAUCUCGCGCCUAUCCCUACAUCUUCCAACGGAGAGUUUUCUCAAAGGGUUUACGUCAUCUUCUUCAAAGCUCCUUCCACCAAUCCCUCAGUGGGCUCCUUCCAGCAGAAACGUCUCAGGAUCUACCACAGACUCCUCCAUUCACACUGAUAAUGAACUUGAUGAUCUCAGAGAUUCCUCUUUUUCAGAUGACCAAUCAACUUACACUACCACCACAAGUGUUGCAGGAUCCAUUGCUUCCAGGUCCCCUGCCUUUGAGUCGUUCUCCAUUAGCAGUAACAGCUAUCGUGAGCCCCUGACUCCGGCCAGUACAAUCUCCCGUCUAUCCACUCCCACUCAGCAUGAUAUUGGAGAACUCUCAAUGUACAUGGAAACUCCGCGCAAGAGUGAUUCCUUGGUCCCGAAGCCUUUACAACCACACGCGCGACCAGAUGCCGCUCAACACCAGAGACUAACAUCCAUGGGUGGGCAUGGAGUUAUUGACCACUCAUUGUUCGUUCAACCAACGGUAUAUUCAACAUAUCAAACAAGGCCGAUCUCUACAAUCGCUCCUCUGCCACCACCAGGCCAUCUGAGGAAGACUUCGGUCCGUCAUAGAUGUGAGACUCAACCAGUUCCGACUCAACAAAACACCCCAGCAUCGUCACGGCCAACGAGUAUGAGGAGUAGGAGUUCCUCAAGCGUGUCCCAGUGUUCACCUACGGAUGUCCAGUUCAAGAGGACACCACGUUAUAGCUUGUUUCCGCGGAGAGACUCGUCUGUGGGACAGGGAUCAGCCAUAUCCCCCAACGACAUUAUUCUUCCUAGAAAUAUCAGACUUGGAAGCGGCUUCGAGGAAGUUCACAGUCCCGUUAGCACAACAACCUCUUCGAGUGACCAUUUGGAGAAUAGCAUGUCUCCUACUUUCGAGGAAAAUGCCUUAACUCAGAGGCAACCCUCGUUGUCCAAAUCGUGCUACAAAGGCCACAGGAUCGCAAGUCCAGUCAAUGCCAUUACUGAAGAACCAAACCAGCCACAACGAUCACCACUUGUCACCGAAAGACAUCUCCAAACUUGUUUUGGCACCAAUAAACACAUAUCGCAGUGUCAACAAAUUACUCCAUACACAACCAACGAGUCCUCCAUCGAGACAACUCUCGUGGAAAUUCCCCAAACUAUCUCUAGAGCCCCAAGCGAAGUGAGGCUAAGUAAUCCUCCGCGUAAGAAUCGGCACGUCAAGGCGCAGAAAAGUAUGCCGUCCAUCGCCCCUGGCGCCAUACCUCCUUCAGGACCACCUCCAAGUGGUCCUCUACCAGAAUUGCCAUACGGAGCUAUUGCUCAUCAUAAGUCAAAGUCGUCGGUCAAGGUCAACACCAGAGCGGCCUCUAUAUCCACAUCUUCCUCCACAAUCAGCCUCCAGUACAAGCACACCCACGCCGAAUCAUCACCUUCCUCCCUUUCAACCACCAAGAUCGCGCUGGCACCCGCUGCGCCAAGAACCACCUCCUCUGGAACGGCACACUCCAAGAACUCUUCAAUUUCCUCCGCGGGUUCGGUGGACUCUGUGCGUGACGUUACCGCAUGGCUGUCUUCGCCACGUAUCGCCGCAUUCACAGCGAAGCACGACACCAACUCAGCACCUCGCCUGGACGUCGCCCUCCCCGAGUCCUCGACAUUCGGCUCCAGCUUUGGAGACUUGAUGCCGCGAAGAUAG
Molecule: messenger RNA, 2655 nt
Organism: Exophiala bonariae
Lineage: Eukaryota; Fungi; Ascomycota; Eurotiomycetes; Chaetothyriales; Herpotrichiellaceae
Exons: 1
Coding region: 1-2655 (884 amino acids)
Source: RefSeq, a predicted model, not a curated record